AACGGUCUUUAUUCCAUCGAACAAUACCGACCGGAUCGAAUGCGACUUUUGCAGCGCGUGUCUUCGACGACCAUCAAAACCGCGUAGCGUUUACCGAUAUUCUCUUUUUUUGAUUCUCAUAUGGACUUUAAUCGAAAAACCAACGUAGACUGCCGACUAUGCGAUUUUCCCUGUACAGCGUAAGAGUUUUGUUUAUCGUGUUACUCUUCUACGUUGAAGUAAAAAACCUUUCAAACCAUUGUUAUUUAGAGAUUUACAGCAAAUUCCUACUGAAGGUGUACAAUCUGAUAGUCCUCCUAGUCCAAAAUUAGUGGUUUCGGACAGAAAAAAUAUGAGUCAAUCAAAGACAUCCACCAGCUCUCCUAAGAGCUCAAAACCAGCUGAUGAUUCGAAAGCUGAGUGUUCUUCUCCUUCUUCAUCGAAAUCGGGACGCUCGCCUUCUUCUGCCAAAUCGAGUCCUUCUAGCAACAAAUCUCUUUCUAUAGCUGAAAGACUUGCUCAAUCGACUCGAGGUAAAUCAACUAACCCGAGAAGCCCGGUAUCAAAAUCACCUCCAUCAAGUCCUAAUGCUCAAAGUUCAUCUAAAGUUGACAUUCCUAAAGAAUCGUCUGCUGAUCAUAACAUAAAGUCUGAACAAAUUAAUGGAAUAGAUAAAAACAAAGUAUGUAAUGGUUCAGUAGACGUUAAAUUAGAAUAUGGACAACUUGCCAAUGGACAAAAUGGAGCUAUUAUUGAAAAUAGCCUAAAUGAGUCAAACAAUAUUGUUGCAAAGACUAACUGUGUAAAAGAACUAGAAAAUCCUAAGGAGAAUGGUCUUAUUGAAACGAAAGAUAAUGGAACUGAUAAAUCUGACACUGGAGCAAUUAAUGAUGAACCUACCAAACCUCAACGGAUAGACGAUAGUGUUAUUAUGGAACUAAAAUCCAAGAAGGACAUCCGUCAAAAAGUCUGGGAGUUCUUGGAAGAAAACUCGUUAGUUGUAUUUCCAAAGCCUUGCUUUAAUCGCAUACCAAACUUCAAAGGCUGUAUUGAUGCUACACAAACAUUAGAAAAGUUGGAUGAUUUCAAAAAAGCUAAGACUGUUCAAGUAACUCCUGAUAAAGCUCAAGAAACAGCUCGUUUCUUGACACUUAAUUGGGGUAAAAGAUUAUUGGUUCCUCUGCUGCGUUUGAAGGAAGGAUUAUUGCAGUGUGUUUCUUUGCCUUUUGCUGAACCAUCCGCAAAAAUGUUAAGGUCGGCUAGCACUCAAAAAGGACUUCGUAAAUGGGGAAAUAAAUUGAUAACUUUAGAUCAAAAUAAUGAAAAUGAUGUACAUCAUAUCGACAUGAUUAUUUUGGGAUCUGUUGCAGUUGAUAAAAAAGGUCGUAGGAUUGGUAUUGGAAAUGGUUUCUGCGAUUUAGAAUUUGUCAUAUUAAAUUCUAUGAACAUGGUGACGGAAAACACAGUAAUUGUAACUGUUGUCCAUGAUGCUCAGGUAUUUGAUAAUCUACCUGCUGAUAUUUUCAUGCCCUAUGAUGUACCUGUUGACAUUAUCAUUACUCCUCAUGAGAUUAUACGUGUUGAAAACCGUAUCGAACGUCCUAAAGAUGUGUUUUGGAAUUACAUAUCCAAACGUCGUUUAUUAGAAAUGCCUCCAUUGCAGCUUCUACGUACUAAGCAAGAAGCCGAUAGUAAAAUUGAUUGUACUCUCAAAGAUGUGGAUAGUGAUCCUGAAGAAAUUCCCCCGUCGCCAAAAACAUACAAAAGAACUAAAAGCUUCCGUCAUCGACGUUCUUACUCGACCCGAUCUGAAACAAAUGAUUCUGUGUUUAAAGAUUCUGAAGUAUCUAAGCGCCGAUCCGUUUCAAGACAGAGAUCAGCAUCUACUAAGGAUUCAAGGGCUAAUAACAAACGCAAUAAGUCAGCUUCAAGUCAACAACGUCGUAGCAGUUCUGCCGGAAGACGAAACAAUGAAAAAGAACGCCGUUCGUCAUCUAAGAAACCCAACAAGCGCCGUGCUAAAUCGGAAUCUGCCAAAACUGGAUCUCCUGAAACAGAUUCUAAAAAUUCUAAUGGACAACAAGGUGAAUCGCCUAUUACAACACCAAAAAACAAGCGACGACAGCGUCCAAAACCUCGUCGCCGCAUUCACGCAGAUGAUGAUAAACAGUCUGUUAGGCAAUCCGUUUCUAAAAUCCAAGGUAAUAACAAGCGUAAUUCGCGUAGUAACUCUCGUAAUGCUAGACAAGAGUAUGUUGAGCGUCAAGACUAUAGUCGUGAUAUUUCUACUGGACGCAAGGCACGUCGUGAAUACAUACCCAGCCCUAAACAAUAUUAUUCCCGUCAUGAUUCUUAUUCUCAAGAACGGCAGCCAAGAAAUAAUAGUAGAGUGACUAGACGUGAUUUAUCGAACAGACCAGUUGUCAUGCAACAAAACAGAUAUUCAAAUGGCCCAGUGGUUCGUCCUACUAGAUAUUUUAAUGGCUCUAUGGUUCGCCAACAUAGUUUUAACGCUCCGGUAUCUCGUCAAAACAGCAGCAACAGUCAAAUUCUUCGCCACAACAGUUUUUCUAAUGAUCCUUUAUCCCGUCAGAACAGCUUCUAUGACGGUUCUAUUUCUCGGCGUAAUAGUUUUUCUAAAGGUGCUGUUAUUCGUCAAGAAGGUUAUACUAAUACCAGAGUCUUUAGACCACCACAAUACCGAAAUGGGAUGUCUCCACAAGCUAAUGAAGACCAAAGAGAAUAUAGAGGAGCUCGUUUUAACAACAACCGUGUUGGCUAUUAUAAUUCGAAUGAAAGGCCAAAUUAUUCUAGAACUAUUAACGCGGAUGAAUUUGUACUCAAAGUUGGAAACAUUGCAAAUAAUGUCAGAGUUCGUGAUUUAAAAGCUGCUCUAAUGGAUCGUGGAGUUAAACCAUUGCAUAUCACUUGGAGAGGACCUAGAGGUUUUGCGUAUUUACGUUACACUAAUUCCGAAGACGUGAACAAGGAUAACAUCAUUGGAUCAUUGCAGAAUGUACGCAUCAAGCCUAAUGGCGUUGAGACUGCUCAAACUCAGACUCUUAUAGUAACUGAGUGCUAGAUUUUGACUUUUAAGUGUAAUACUUGGUAUAUCCAUUGAAUGUCAUUAUUAUCUUCAUAAAAAUCUAUAUUUCAUUCUUAUUUUAAUUCUUUAAACAAAUGCAAAUAAUAUAUCCUUUAUAAAAAAGGUUUAAAGACAAAUUUUAACCUGAAACUUACUUGAUUAAUCUUUUUUCUUUUUUGUCCUAAAUGUUGACACAUCAUUUAGUUGUUACAUAUUUAAAGUUUUAUAAAAAAACAUUUUUUGAAGUCAACAUAUGUCAUUGACAUUUUAAAUAUUAGUGUAAAAGUUUAACUGAUAAAUUAGCUUUUGAAACAAUAUUGUUCUUAAUUAAAUUAACCAUAAGUAUGUUCAUCUACUUGGGCCAUUAUUUAUUUUUAUUGCGAUUGACAUAUCAAGUAUAAAAAAACA
Adelges cooleyi (spruce gall adelgid) is the source of this 3472-nucleotide messenger RNA. RefSeq lists its product as uncharacterized. Gene Ontology annotation, cellular component: cytoplasm. The transcript is spliced from 10 exons. Bases 332 to 3061 code for a protein of 909 amino acids. The record is from RefSeq and is a predicted model, not a curated record. Lineage: Eukaryota; Metazoa; Arthropoda; Insecta; Hemiptera; Adelgidae.